GUGAACAAAGAGGCUGUUACAGUCAUAGAAGUCCGAUACGUACACGACUCCGAUUUCAAAAAAACCCAAUCAAAAAUCAAAUCUCUCGACGAAGAACCUCGAAUUGCGAUUUCAGCUCAGCUCUCCAAUCGUUGCAAACUAUGACUACUUGUGGCCUCUGGACGCCGCCGUCUUUCUCUCCCCGCCGGAGACUCUGUAACUUCUCUUCCAGCCGCCGGUCUCCACUCUCGGUGAUCAGAUUCGACGAAGAGCGCGUCUCACGAAGAGUCUUCUGCAGCGACAACCAGGAGAACACCAAUAAGGAUCGGCCUCAACCUUCCGGAAUCCAAGUCUACGGCGAGAUCGAGAGGUUGCUAACAGAGACUGUCAAGCAAUCUCAAAGUAGCUUCGCUGGAUCGGCCGACUGGUCAGAAGUAGAGGGAGCAUGGGUGCUCAGACCUAGAAACUCGAAUCCAAAGAUGGUUGCUCAUUUCAUUGGAGGGAUAUUCGUUGGUGCAGCGCCUCAGCUUACCUAUCGACUGUUUCUUGAGAGAUUAGCUGAGAAGGAUGUUUUGGUUAUUGCCACACCAUAUGCUAGUGGUUUUGACCACUUCGCUAUUGCCGAUGAAGUUCAAUUUAAGUUUGAUAGAUGCUGCCGAUCUCUACAUGAAUCUGUGCAGGAUCUUCCAUCUUUUGGGAUCGGUCAUUCAUUGGGUUCCCUCAUUCACCUUCUCAUUGGAUCAAGGUAUGCUGUUCAGCGAAAUGGAAAUGUAUUUAUGGCAUUCAACAACAAGGAAGCGAGCUUAGCUAUCCCUUUGUUCUCCCCAGUUCUCGUCCCCAUGGCUCAAAGCCUUGGACCACUCUUAUCACAGGUUGCAACAUCCCCGACAGUCCGCCUUGGGGCAGAGAUGACCCGAAAGCAAUUAGAAACUCUCAGCCCUCCCAUCAUGAAGCAAAUUCUACCAUUAGUGGAACAGCUCCCUCCCUUGUACAUGGACUUGGUAAAAGGAAGAGAAGAUUUUAUUCCGAAACCAGAAGAAACAAGACGCCUAAUAAGAUCCUACUAUGGAAUCUCAAGGAAUCUGUUGAUAAAGUUCGAGGAUGAUUCAAUAGAUGAAACACCAAUCCUAGCCCAGGUUCUUGGCGUGGAAUCAUCCAUAAGCUCAAAGCUAGACAUGUCUAUCCGUACACUUCCAGGGGAUCACGGUCUUCCUCUGCAACAGGCCCUUCCCGAUGUCCCACCAGCAAUGGCUGACGCUGUGAACCGAGGAAGUGAGUUCUUGGCGAAUAUGGCUGUUGGAACACCGUGGGAGUCUGUAGCUAAAGAGGUUGGAGGUACACUUGGAAUGGACUCGAAGAUUCUUCGUGCAUAUACGUCCAAAGAUCUUGCCCAGCUCGUGGAUGCAAUCACAUCUUGGAUGGCUUCAAAUAUGGGUCCAAAACUUCUGAGAUCAUAGUGUUGUUACUCAUGUACACAAAGUAAACUAAUAAUACAGGUAAAUGUAUACAUAAAAGUUGACUGAAUUAUCUCAUAUGCUUAUAAUGUUAUUAUAACUUUGUUUGUAGACA
Brassica oleracea var. oleracea is the source of this 1548-nucleotide messenger RNA. RefSeq lists its product as uncharacterized. Lineage: Eukaryota; Viridiplantae; Streptophyta; Magnoliopsida; Brassicales; Brassicaceae. The record is from RefSeq and is a predicted model, not a curated record. The transcript is spliced from 10 exons. The coding region runs from base 141 to 1436 and encodes 431 amino acids.